Messenger RNA from Centruroides sculpturatus (bark scorpion), 951 nucleotides. Its product is annotated as nucleolar pre-ribosomal-associated protein 1-like. Lineage: Eukaryota; Metazoa; Arthropoda; Arachnida; Scorpiones; Buthidae. The coding region runs from base 1 to 759 and encodes 252 amino acids. The record is from RefSeq and is a predicted model, not a curated record. Gene Ontology annotation, cellular component: nucleolus. The transcript is spliced from 7 exons. Gene Ontology annotation, biological process: maturation of LSU-rRNA from tricistronic rRNA transcript (SSU-rRNA, 5.8S rRNA, LSU-rRNA); maturation of 5.8S rRNA from tricistronic rRNA transcript (SSU-rRNA, 5.8S rRNA, LSU-rRNA).
AUGAAGGAAUAUGAUUUGAAGCAGUUUAUUGUAGAAGCUCAGGAAUAUUCUAAAGAUAAUUCAAAUAAUGAUAUUGUAGAAGAAUAUCUUCAAUAUUCAGGAAAUUGCUCAGAAUUACUUGACUUAUUGCAAGGAAAGAAAAAAUCAUCUGAGAUGACAUUAAUAUUCAAUGUUAUAGAACAUAUUUUAUUGAGAAUUUCUGAAGAUUUGACUUCCUAUGAGAAAGUUGGAUAUGAAAUAGUGCAAAAGAUUUUAAGACAAGUUUCUGAUGAAGAAAUAAACUUUGUUAGAGAUGCUGCUCAUCAAUUUAUGAUAUCUGUUUGUUGUUCUCAUAAAAAUGGAAUAAUCUUUUCAAACAGGAUUAUGAAUAAUAGUGGAAAAAAUCCAAAUCAUACUAUCACAAAUAUAUUAAACUCAUUAAAUGCACCAUAUGCCGAUAGAAGAUAUUCAGAUUUUGUGAUUAAAGUACUUCAAGCAUGUCCUGAUCAGAUGAAGUUUUAUUUGCCAUCUUUAAAAGAUGCAGUUAUUCCUCGUAAUUCACUUCCAUGGAUUCAAGCUAUAACAUUAAUAAAAGAGAUUAUUAAUUCUCAGAAGCCAUUACAAUUACUGAAGAAAUCUGAAGAAAAAUUUUCUAUAUUAGAGAUUGCAUCAUUUACCAUUCUUUCCUCAAUGCCAUCAAUAAUAUCUAAAGAUAUCAUAAAUGAAAAUUUAAAGAUGUUUAUCAGUGGCAGUUUGUGGACUCAGAAAGUGGGGGACUAAGUGAAAAAGAAAGCAUUAUUUAGCUUAAUAGUAGAAAAUAAGGAUUUUUACAUAAGUAUAAAACAACAAACAUAUACCUAAUUUUGUUGCGUGGUUUAUUUAUUUGUUUAUACAGAUUUAUAGUAACAAUCAGCAAAAAUCACAAAAAAUACUAUAACAACAGGUUUAAAAAUAUGUAAUUACAGUUAGCAC